This is a messenger RNA of Bactrocera oleae (olive fruit fly), 1381 nucleotides long. RefSeq names its product Glutathione S transferase E13 (gene GstE13). The record is from RefSeq and is a predicted model, not a curated record. Gene Ontology annotation, molecular function: glutathione transferase activity. Lineage: Eukaryota; Metazoa; Arthropoda; Insecta; Diptera; Tephritidae. Gene Ontology annotation, biological process: glutathione metabolic process.
GUGUUGACACGAUUUCUCUACGAUUCCACUUGUUGGUGGAGCUGUGGCCAGCCAGCCUACGGGUGUGCGACUAAAAGCUCCAUCGGUGGCGGACGUUUGAUAACACCCGUGUCGGUCGGUGGGCGAUCGCAACGUGCUCCGAAAUACAAAAAAUUAUAUAAAAAUACCGCAUGAAGAGCAGCAAAGUGAAUUGAAGAAAAAAGUAUAUAUUUGAGAAAAGGCUGAGUGUUGAAGAGCGCACACUUUGAAGUUCGGUGGCGUUUGUGAAGCCUUAGCGCUGCAUAGUUAUAUUACAACGAAUACAUAUGUAAUUACACUAAUGAAUAUUUAGUAAUUAGUGAUUAACAUCAGGAACAAGUAUGCUAUCAUCAAGUAAGCAUAUUCCUCUUAACGCUAACAGCUGUUUUCCAUCUGACUAGUUAUUGCUGCUAGUCCGCGAGUGGAACUGGUAUAAAUAAAGACAAACAUUUCGAUUUGAUUAAAUCUAGAAAGUGCUCCAAAGCAAACAAAACCAAAACAAGUGCAUGAUGUCCAAACCAAAAUUGUAUUAUUCACUAUUUAGCCCACCGGCGCGGGCUUGUAUGCUAACCGCCGAGUUAAUUGGACUCGAUUUAGAUUUGAAGUUGGUGGAUUUUGCGGCGAAACAGCAUCUCACACCGGAUUAUCUGGCACUAAAUCCGCAGCAUCAAAUACCGGUGUUUGUGGAGGACGACAAUGAGGUCUUCAUAGACAGCCAUGCGAUUAUGGGAUACAUGAUAUCUAAAUAUGGCAAGAACGAUGAUAUGUAUCCCAAGGAUUUAAAAAAACGGGCACGCGUCGAUCAUAUGCUUCAUUUUGAAAAUGGCGUACUCUUUCAAGUAAUCAAAGAUAUGGUGCGUCGCAAUAUCUAUGGAGGCGAAGGCGAAUUCAACAAAAUAACUCUAGAGCUCUGCGACAAUGCUUAUACUUUUUUGGAGGCCUUCCUUGGUAAAACAAAUUUUUUUGGAAACAGCGAGACAGUCACCAUUGCCGAUGUCUCCAUCAACACAACGCUAGUUUCGCUCGAUAUGCUCAUACCAGUCGAUAAGAAUCGAUUUCCGCGACUUCAAGCGUGGAUGGAGCGUAUGAAAGCUUUAUUGCCCUCACAUGAAGUGGUGAAUAUAAAAGGUGCGAAGGUGCUACGCGAUCGCAUAAAGAAUUGCAUGCGAGAGAACAAAGUUAAAACGGAGAGCAAUAUUGAAUACGACUAAACAUAUGCACAAACAUACAUAUGUAUAAGUGUUAAUUCAUAAAUUAAUGUUAUACCCUACUGGAAUUUAUUGUUGAACUCAUACUUUUAAGUUUAUGUAAACAUUUUUGUUAAAUUUUAUUAAUAAAUAUUUUCUUUUUGUAGUUAAAAACA